AAGGGUAGCUUCAAAGAAGCUAGCAUUCCUUUUCGGAAAAUGAUAGCAGACAAUGUAGAAUACAGGGAGAAGAACAACGUGACCAGGAACGAUUUUUUUAAUCUUCUCAUGCAAAUUAAAAAUAAAGGAUUCGGUGAUGGAGACAAACCGCAAAUAGGAAAAAAUACGGAACGAAUCGAUUUUUCAUUGGAGGACCUGGCGGCAGAAUGUCUUGGCUUCUUCGCUGGGGGCUUCGAGACUUCGGCGUCCACAAUCAGCUACAGCUUAUACGAACUGGCGCUGCAUGAGGACAUCCAAAGUAAUCUGCAGCUGGAGAUAGACUCUGUGCUGCAGCGACAUGACGGCAAUAUUACGUACGACGGCAUAGCGGAGAUGUCCUAUCUCGACAAAGUGGUGUCUGAGACGCUCAGGAAGUACCCUCCGCUGUGUUUCCUGAACCGCGACUGCGUGGAGCCCUACAGGAUCCCGGACAGCGACGUCGUCGUGGACAGAGGAACGGGAAUCCUCGUCAGCCUCUUCGGCCUCCACUACGACCCGGAGCACUUCCCUGACCCAGAGCGCUACGACCCCGAGAGGUUCUCAGAAGAGCAGAAGGCCAAGAGGAACCCUUACGUGUACCUUCCAUUCGGGGACGGGCCUCACAUCUGCAUUGGUAAGAGACUCGGUUUGCUGCAGACCAAAGUGGGACUUGUGAACAUCCUGUCCAAGUGCAGCGUGCGACCUACGGAGAGGACGACCAGGCACGUCACCUACAACAGCAGGGGUCUAAUGCUCGUGCCCACAAAGGAAAUCGAACUGAAAUUUGUGAAACGAUGAUUGGAAAUUCAGUACCAGCCAGCCAGAAUCUUAAAGACACUCUGUGGCUGAAUCGUCUGAUUACUUUGCAGCAGUACUGUUUUUAAUAAUAAAAUACACUUACAAAGCCAUUUUCACACAUUUAUAUUGCUCCUCCCAUUACGGACAGUGUCGCCAAAGCUUACAGUGAUUGCUGCACAGUGCUCAACGCAGGCUCAACUCUCGUAUUCAGAUCACUGAACUUUCUCUCUGCCUCCACAAGCAGAUUGUACCAUUCUGGAAAUAAACUGCAACUUUUUGCAUGAGUACACAAUGUUUUCAACUCACCUGUCCGUGACUAAAAAUAUUAUCGGUUUAGUUAACUGCAUCAGAUAAGACUGCUGUAUCCAUCAUUCAACCAUACCAAGCUUUACCAGUGUAGCUUCUAAAAACUACUUCUUAUAUAAGGGCAGUCCAAUGAAAAGGUGAGAGGUUGAAAAAGUAAGUAAACUGUUCAUUAUUUCAAAAUUAAUGGCGAUAACUGUUCAUAAAUUCAUCACACUGUGAGACAAGGAGGUCAAUACCCUCAUUGAAAAAUGUUUGCUGUUGCCUACGAAGCCCUGAUUGAACCCAGGCGUCCACCACUUCGUCCGAAGCAAAUAGCCGACGGCCACGAAUGUCCUUCUCCCGGAUCCAAAAAUAUGGAAAUCAAAUCGGGAGUGAUCGGGACUGUAUGGAAGUCGUUUAAGGGUUUCCCAGCGAAACUUCUGCUGUGCAGUCGAUACAGUCUUGGCAACAUGUGAGCGGGUAUUAUUAACCUGAAACAUAAUGGUGUCCGUCUACCACGUACCGCUGUGUGUUGAUUGUUUCUCCAUGUUCCAGAAAGUUAAUCAACAGUCGGUCGUGGUACCCAAAGAAAAUAAAUGGUCAUCGUGAGUUUCUCGGACCAAGCAUGCCUGUAGAAGUUUCGCUGGAAAGACCUUACACAUUCGCCAUACAAUUAUGAUCUUUCCCUAUGCGAGUGCUACACUUUUGGAGCCCUGAAGAAUGACAUUCGCGGCCGUCGAUUUGCUUCGACGACGGGGCACACGCCUGGGUGCAAUUAAGAUCUCUUGGUCAAUCGCUAACAUUUUUCCACGAAGGCGUUCACCGUCUUUUCUCACGGUUUGAUAAAUGUAUUAACAUCUAGGGUGAUUGGUUAUGAAAUAGUAAACAAUUUUCUUACUUUUUUUCGUUGUAUCUAGUUUUCAGUCGUCUGCCCAUUACAUACAUCUGUGACUCAGUAAAAUGUGUGUGACCCAUACAAUAACUGUUAUUGUAGGUAAAAUGUUAAUAAUAACAGUAAUAACAAUAAUAAACACAGCAGCUUGCCGUGGCGAUCCGAGAGAGAGUGUUAAGUAUGCACAACAAUGAGAAGCACUUUCUGAAAGUUUAAAUGAAUUACAGAAGCAGUAAAAUGAGCAUUUGGACCCAUGAAUUGAACACGUAAUGACAUGAUGGAGGGACAGGAUGGUGGUAUGUGUGCUAAGAGGACAGGGAAUAACUAUCGUACGAAAUUGGUGUAGUCUAGAAUAAUGUUUGCGGUUGAGAGAAUGAAAUUGUAUUUCUUUAUUACGACUAUUGCAGACAGUUGUAGAGGCAAGUUAACGUAAGUCACAUACGGAGGACAUUGACAGACGCUCUUUAAUAGCAGAGAUGGAUCAUCACACCAAAGAAAACUUGUCAGUCUAAGGUGAAUGUGUGCGCAGUCGAUAUUGAUCGUUACGAACUCCCCAUACUUCCGUGGUACUAGAAGGAGCUGCAGAGAUUAAAAAUUGUAGAGGAAGACAGAGACUGGAAUACAGCCAACAAAUACCUGAAGGCAUAGGGCGCAAUUGUUACUCUUAGUCGAAAAACUUGGUACAAGAAAGGAAUUCGUGCCGAUCCUCAUCGAACCAAUCAGAAAGCUGAGGACUCAAAAAAUAAAUAAAUAACUAAAUAAAAGAAACUACAAAUAAAGUUGAAAACUCAAUACAGUUCCAUUUAUGUUGUUUUCUAGUUUCAUACUUGAUACCACACUCUACAUUUGACACUUUUACAAAAUGAUUUCUUGUUAUUUGUUCUAUUUCUUUACUCCUAGAAUUAAAAUCCAUUCCUUCGUUUCCUUUCUGACAAUGACAGCACUAAUUACAUGUCAA
Messenger RNA from Schistocerca nitens (vagrant locust), 2951 nucleotides. Its product is annotated as cytochrome P450 6k1-like. The record is from RefSeq and is a predicted model, not a curated record. The transcript has 4 exons. The coding region runs from base 40 to 816 and encodes 258 amino acids. NCBI's taxonomy places the organism in Eukaryota, Metazoa, Arthropoda, Insecta, Orthoptera, Acrididae. Gene Ontology annotation, molecular function: heme binding; oxidoreductase activity, acting on paired donors, with incorporation or reduction of molecular oxygen; monooxygenase activity.